Molecule: messenger RNA, 2340 nt
Organism: Fusarium venenatum
Lineage: Eukaryota; Fungi; Ascomycota; Sordariomycetes; Hypocreales; Nectriaceae
Product: peptidase S8/S53 domain-containing protein
Biological process (GO): proteolysis
Molecular function (GO): serine-type endopeptidase activity
Source: RefSeq, a predicted model, not a curated record
AUGAAGCUACACAACCUCUUGCAGACCCUGCUACUGACAGCAUCAGCUGUUGUAGAUGCCGGAACAAAGCCCAGAUCCGCAGUCGGUUCUUCCAAUAUCGAUAGAAAGAGCAAUGGCGACACUCGCAAGUUCAUCAUUGAAGUUGAGCCGAAUCACGGACUAGCUACACUGGCACGCCAGUUUCUUAUGAAACCUGACCGGAAAAGACCCCUGUUCAAAAGUCUUGAUUGCAGUGAUGUUUUCAAUGGAAUGGUGGUAGAGACCGACACUGACAAUACAGAUACAUUGCUUCAGAUGGAGGGUGUUAUCAAUGUGUGGCAAGCACACAAAGUAUCCAUGCCCAAAGUUGAACAGUCAAAACACGGCCCAUCUUCCUCAAUAAGAAACUAUUCUCUUCACCACUGGACGGGCGUCGAUAAACUUCAUGCCGCUGGAAUACGUGGAAAGGGGGCCACUGUCGCCAUAGUCGACACAGGUAUUGACUAUACGCACAAAGCGCUUGGCGGUUGCUUCGGUCCAAGAUGUAAAGUCAAAGGGGGUUAUGAUCUUGUGGGAGCCGAGUGGGAGACGCACAACGAGAAGAAACAUCCAAAGCGACCAGACAAUGAUCCCAUGGAUUAUCAGGGCCAUGGAACACAUGUAGCUGGUAUUAUUGCUGCUGAGAAUGAAUGGCUUACCGGCGUUGCGCCUGAUGCGGAACUUCUUAUUUACAAGGUGUUCUCCGAUAAUCCCUGGGAAACUGACGAAGUGACUAUAAUGCAAGCAUUAUGCGAUGCUUACAAUGCGGGAGCCGAUAUCAUUACUUCAAGCAUUGGACAACCAAAUGGAUGGUCUGAUAACCCCUGGGCUGUUCUAGCUAGCCGACUGGUCGAAAAGGGAGUCGUGGUGAUCGCAUCAGCUGGCAAUGAAGGAGAGUUUGGACCGUUCUACUCCAGUAGCGGCGCUGUCGGACAUGGUGUACUCGCCGUGGCCGCUGCUAAUGUCACCACAAAGCCGAAUGCCAACAAAACCGGCGAGGACUAUGGACCUAUGCCCGUCUACUUCACCACUUGGGGACCGACUAAUGAGUUGCUCCUCAAGCCCGAUAUCGCCGCUCCAGGCUUCGAAAUCACGAGCACGGUGUUGAACCAGAGUUACGAAGAACUAAGUGGGACAUCCAUGUCCGCGCCAUACAUAGCAGGUAUCGCAGCCCUGUUCAUCGGGAAAUAUGGUGGGCGUGCUUUUAAUGGUGCUGGAGUGGCCAAGAUGCUUCGAGAUCGCAUUGCUUCGAGUGGGAAAAGCCUGCCGUUUGUGAACAGCCAUCUCAAUCGGAAAUUCAAAGCUCCACCAUUCCAGGUCGGAACUGGGCUGGUUGAUGCAAUCAAGGUGCUUAAUUACGAUACCCAACUUGAGUAUGAGCCCUUUGCACUGAAAGAUACCGUACUGUUCAAGCCACGAUGGAGGUUCAACAUUACCAACACUGGCGGAAGGGUACAUCAAUACACUUUCAAACUCGAGCCACAGGCAGGCUUCAACAUCUACGACGCCAACUACGGGGUUUCUCUGUUGUAUGGCAUUGAGCCAAAAAACAUCGUCCCUCCUGUGAGACUCCCUCAUACAGUUUUCAUAGUACCAGGAGAGACAAGAGAGCUGAGUGUCACUUUUGGUCUUCCAGACGUUGAUGACGAUUACUUGCCAUUGUAUGGCGGUAAGGUAUGGGUCAUCUCCGAUCAUGGAGAGAAACUAUCUAUACCAUAUGGAGGAGCUGCGUAUGAUACCGAAAAGGCAUUCGAUAACAUGUUCAUCGUUGAACCGUUUGUCACAGAUCCUGACAAGGACUUGACCUGGUCUUUCAACAUCGACAAAGACCCGAAUGACUUUAUUGAGAUUGGUGGUAGGCUGUCAUACGCUUGCCACAACCUCAGAUGGGAUAUAUUUGAGCAAGGUUGGACGGAAUCACUCUGGACUUAUCCUCCUCGUGUUGGCGAAUUUGGCUACAUCGGUUCAGCAACAACUAUGCGAGACGCCGAAGAAUUUUGGUUCUUCGACCCAACCGUUAACGAUUCGAACGAUACUAUACCCUUCCCACUCAAACGUGAAUCGCGUGGCUUCCAUGUCUUUUGGUGGUUCGGGAAGCUCGCCAACGGAACAAGAAUAGCGCCCGGAAAUUACACCAUGAGGUUUGCAGCCCUGAGACCUUAUGGGAAUCCAAACAUUUCGGAUCACUGGGACAUCAUGUACAGACUAGUGGAUAGCAGCAUACAGGUGCUGCCGUACACCGACACACCCAGCUCGAAUUUGACAUCCAAAGCACCCCGGUACCAGAUGCCGAGCCUGGAAAGGGCCGCAUUGAAGGGAUGA